Messenger RNA from Amaranthus tricolor (Joseph's coat), 2227 nucleotides. Its product is annotated as GDP-L-galactose phosphorylase 2-like. Bases 600 to 1943 code for a protein of 447 amino acids. Gene Ontology annotation, biological process: glucose metabolic process. Gene Ontology annotation, cellular component: cytoplasm. The record is from RefSeq and is a predicted model, not a curated record. The transcript is spliced from 5 exons. Lineage: Eukaryota; Viridiplantae; Streptophyta; Magnoliopsida; Caryophyllales; Amaranthaceae. Gene Ontology annotation, molecular function: GDP-D-glucose phosphorylase activity.
AAGCAAUCUGUGCCAAACCGACUUCAAAGUCAAAACAAAAAGUGCAACUUUCUUGACUCCAUAAUCCACAUAAAUACAAGCACACAACUACCCACUUUCUGGCAACACCAAAAAACUCUGGUAUAUUCUAAUGGAAGACCGAAAACUCAGGAACUAUCUAUUUUCUUCUUCAUCUUUUACGCCCUCAUUUCUUGGAUUCUUACAUCCUCAAAAACCCUGAAAUUAGCAAAAAAAAUCAUUUAAUUCAUAAGAUAUAGCAAGUUGCAACCUUUAAUUUUCCUUCAAGCUACAAGGAAUCAAUCACGGCUUUUUUUUGGAUCAAAUUCCAAAACACCACCAAUUUGAAACAAAAAACCCAUUUCAAGAACAAUAAUUUUAGUAUUUUUAGAACCCUAGAAAUUGAAAAACUGAGAACCCCUUUGCCUCACGGAGGCAGGGGUGCUCUACCUUCUGAAGGUGGUUGUCCUUCUGAUCUUUUGUUUCUGGCAGGUGGUGGUGUUUUUGGGAUUUACCCUUUUUUGUUUUUGGGUUUAGUUUUAGUGGGUAUUUUUUAGAUUUGGAUUUUAUUGAUUUAUUUUGGAAAUUAGAAAAAGGAAAGGAUGGGGAUUUUGGAGAAAAGUCUUACCAUUAAAAGAGUUCCUACUGUUUUGAGUAAUUAUCAAGAGGAAGAUGGUGGUGCAGGUGAAAAUUUUGGUUGUGGACGUAAUUGUCUUGGAAAAUGUUGCUUGCUUGUUUCCAAGCUUCCUUUAUACACAUACAAGAAUGAAGAUGAAGAUAUGAUUGAAAAUGACACGACAUAUUCAGUCGAUCAAACGCCUGGGAUUUCCUUUCUUUACGAUCUCUUGUUGGGACAGUGGGAGGACAGGAUGAGGAGAGGUUUCUUCCGAUAUGAUGUAACCCAAUGUGAAACCAAAAUUAUACCCGGGAGAUAUGGAUUUAUUGCCCAGCUAAAUGAGGGACGUCACUUAAAGAAACGGCCUACUGAAUUCCGUGUUGAUCAGGUUCUUCAGCCAUUUGAUGAUAAUAAAUUCAACUUCACAAAGGUUGGCCAAGAAGAAGCACUCUUUCGGUUUGAGCCUAGUAACGACAUGACGUGUUAUCAUCCUAGUGCGCUGAUCAGUCUGGAAUCCGAGUCCCCAAACAUUGUUGCUAUAAAUGUGAGCCCGAUAGAGUAUGGACAUGUCCUGUUGAUUCCUCGAAUAUUUGAUUGCUUACCUCAGAGAAUCGAUCAUACAAGUUUCUUGGCUGCACUUCAUUUUGCAAAAGAAGCCGCGAACCCUUUAUUUAGAGUCGGAUAUAAUAGUUUAGGUGCAUUUGCGACAAUCAAUCACUUGCACUUCCAGGCGUAUUACUUACAAGCGCCUUUUCCUGUCGAGAAAGCCCCGACUGAAGCUAUAUCUAAAAUAAAUGAUAUCAUUAAAACCGGAAUUGUGAUAUCCCAACUUUUGGAGUAUCCUGUUCGCGGGUUUGUUUUCGAGGGUGGCAAAACCCUCAAACAUUUAUCCGAUGCUGUAGCAAGUGCAUGCAUUCGCCUUCAAAAUACGAAUUUUCCUUUCAACGUUCUCAUCUCUGGUUGUGGGAAGAAGGUGUUCUUGUUUCCCCAGUGUUAUGCUGAGAAACAAGCUCUAGGACAAGUGAGCCAGGAAGUGCUGAACACACAAGUGAACCCAGCAGUAUGGGAGAUAAGUGGACAUAUGGUGCUGAAAAGGAGAGAAGAUUUCGAAAAAGCAUCCGAGGAAUAUGCAUGGAAGCUCCUAUCUGAGGUUUCUCUAUCCAAUGAUAGGUUCGAAGAGAUCAAGGCCGUGGUAUUGGAAGCUUCGGGAUUACAAGAGAACAACCCAGAUAGAACGAGCGUACAAGGAACGAAAGUAAAAGAAAAAUCUUCUCUCGAGCCUUGUGAUUCAACCCGACUACUGCUAAGAGAUGGUAUAGUUCUGCAGUGAUGACCCGAGUCAACGUCGCUGCGUUGUUGCUUUCUUCUAUUGUAUGUUGUCUCAACUUCGAAUAGACUCGAUGGUCCUCGACAUUCUUUUCUUUGGUGUGUGUUGGGUCGGACGAUAGAUUCCGUCAAAAGUAGGAUAUGCUAAUAAAACUUGUGUAGUCCUGGAAGUUCAAUCUGAGAUGCAAAUUUCUGUUCUGUUUAUACGAGUUAAAUUAAUCGACCAUCUGUUAUACGUAUAUUUGGAAAUUUGCACAUUUUACAGUUUCAAGGGUACCUUUUUCAUUA